AGGCGCGCUCCCGGGACGGCCGCGCGGAACCUCGCCCCCUCGCCUGCCCCGAGCUCGCGGGAGCCGCCCGUCGCCCCGCUGCCGGCUGCGGUACGGGGCGCGGCUAAGCGGGACCUUCUGUCUGGGCGAGCCGUCUCACCCGAGCCCCUGCCCGCCGCUCCGGGGAGCCAGGAGCUCCAGCGGUCGUUGCAAAAAAGGACCUUUGGGAGAGCGGCCGGUAACAAGAACGGCCACGGCGCCCAGACCUCCAGUCGGCAGCUCUUCUGUUGUGCGUGUUUAGUCAGAGAUGACUCAAAGAAUUGGGCUCCUGUUUUGCUGCCUAACCCGGGGGCUCCCGUGUCGGCCGCUGUUUCUCUUGGGCGUGACCUGCCACGCCGUUGUCGGCUGCUCCCUGCUCCCUGGCCUGGAAGGAAGUGCCCGCCUUUGGCAUCUUUCCAGUAACGUGUCGCACUACGAGCUGGGCUCUUGUGAGACAGAAGCUAAAUUAGCCUUGUCUCUCGACUUUUGGACUCUGUCCUCCGAAAACCUUAUAGCUGUGUUGCCAGUUGAUCCUGUUAAAGAAAAUUAUGUUCGUAAAGUGAAAAACUGUAUUUUUUCAAUUGCCUUCCCUACUCCUUUCAAAUCAAGAGUACGUCUUGUAGCAGUUUCAAAGGAAGUUCUAGAAGAUAUUUUGGACCUUGACUUAUCUGUCUCCGAAACAGAUGAUUUUAUCCAGCUUGCGAGUGGUGAAAAGAUAGUAUUUGGAUCCGUUCCAUUGGCUCACAGAUAUGGUGGGCACCAGUUUGGGAUAUGGGCAGGUCAGCUUGGGGACGGAAGAGCCCAUCUUCUUGGAAUUUACAUGAACAGGCAGGGUGAAAAGUGGGAGCUCCAAUUAAAGGGCUCAGGAAAGACUCCAUACUCCCGAAAUGGUGAUGGCAGAGCUGUACUUCGUUCCUCAGUGAGAGAAUUUUUAUGCAGCGAGGCUAUGCACUCUCUUGGAAUUCCAACUAGCAGAGCUGCAAGUCUGGUUGUGAGUGAUGAUGAAGUAUGGAGAGAUCAGUUCUACAAUGGAAACGUUGUGAAAGAAAGAGGUGCAGUAGUGCUGCGUAUUGCAAAAUCAUGGUUUAGAAUUGGAUCAUUGGAAAUUUUGGCUCAUUAUGGUGAACUGGAUUUACUAAGGACAUUAUUAGACUUCAUCAUACGGGAGCAUUUCCCCUCAGUGAAGGUCACAGAACCUAACAGAUAUGUGGAUUUUUUCUCUAUUGUGGUAUCAAAGACGGCACAACUCAUUGCCUUGUGGAUGUCUGUUGGUUUUGCUCAUGGUGUUUGUAAUACCGAUAACUUCAGUUUGUUAUCCAUUACAAUUGACUAUGGCCCAUUUGGUUUUAUGGAAGCCUAUAACCCAGAUUUUGUCCCAAACACAUCUGAUGAUGAAAGAAGAUAUAAAAUAGGAAAUCAGGCCAAUGUUGGGAUGUUUAAUUUAAACAAGUUGUUGCAAACUUUAAACCCAUUACUGGAUCCUAGGCAAAAGCAGCUAGCUGCUCAGAUUCUUGAGGGGUAUCCAGUUCUUUAUUAUACAAGAUUUAGAGACUUGUUCAAAGCCAAACUGGGGUUACUUGGAGAGAGGAAGGGUGAUGAUGAUUUAAUUGCAUUUCUCUUACAUCUCAUGGAAAAGGCAGAAGCUGAUUUUACAAUGACAUUUCGGCAGCUCAGCGAGAUUACCCAAAGCCAGUUAGAGGAGCUCAACAUUCCCCAGCAAUUCUGGGCACUGAAGAUGAUUUCAGAGCACAAGCUUUUUCCUGCCUGGGUGUCCCAGUACCUUUUGAGACUGAAGAGUAACAUGAAUGAUUCAGAUUCUGAAAGAAGAAAAAGAAUGACAACUGUUAAUCCUAGGUAUGUACUGAAGAACUGGAUGGCAGAAUCCGCAGUGCGAAAAGCAGAAAGGAAUGAUUUUUCAGAGGUCUGUCUUCUCCAGCACGUUCUUCAGCAUCCUUUCCAGAAGCAUUCUGCAGCUGAGAAAGCAGGCUACUCCUCACCUACUCCUUCUUGGGCUAAAGACCUCAGAGUUAGCUGCUCAUCUUAAUUUAGGGUAAAUAAAUUAAGGAAUACUUCUGUCAUUGAAUUCGACAGAGAAUGAUCUAUUUGAUAAAUUCUUAAUGACUACAUUCUGAUGACAACCCCACAUUUCAUAAAAAGGAUUAUGUUUGCAAAUAUUUUUUAAUCAAAUAAACUGGACCUAUUCUUUGGAACAACUUUGUGAUCAUUUUCGUUCUAAUGAAUAACUUUAGUGGAAUAAUAAAAUAUGUUUGGCAAGCUGUGUGAGUUAUUCUCAAUAACUGAAAAAUCUUAUGACAAUCUUUUAAUGAACUUGUAAGUAUUCAUCUAUGACAUGCUAUGUAUCCAGUGCUGUGGGGCACAUCGGAUAAGUAUGUAGUUUAACCAUACUCCUAGAGCUUUUUUGUCUAUUAUAGUGGUUUUCAAACAUUAACCAAAGUAAAGAGAAUAGUAUAAUGAACCUGAUUUACCAGCCAGCUUCUUAAUUAUCAAUGUGUGAUCAGUGUUAUUUCAUCUACAUCCCUACACAUUUCCCCUCAUUUCUAGUUAUUGUUUUAAUUGAGGUAUAAUUUCUAUAUCCCCACAUAAGUUCCCAGAUGUGUUUCAUUUAGUUUACAAAUAUUUCUGUAUGUAUCUCCAAACAUUAAUGACUGAAAACACAUGCCAAACCGUAUCACCUUAAGACAACUGAACAACUCCCUAAUUCAUCAAAUCAAAUGACUAGUUUUUGGAUUUCCUAUUGUUUUAUAAGUUACUAUCAUCAGUAUUAUUAUUUUAUAGUUACUUAUUUGAAUUGGGAUCCAAGUAAGGACUAUACAUUCAAAUUAGAUGACAACAUUUCUUGAGUUUCCUUUGUUAUUUUUGGAUACAACCACCUGCAUCUUCUUUUUCCUUGCAAUUUUUUGUUUUGGUUAAAGAAAGCAGGUUACUUAUCCCAUAGUGUGUCCCAGAGUCUGCAUUUUGCUGGUUGCAUCUCUGCGUUAUUGUUUAACAUGUUGCUCUGUUGGCUGUAUUUCUAUAAACCUUCAAUUUAUCGGAGGAAGUACUUGCCAUCAGAAGGCAAGUGUGUGCACUUCCACCAACAAGUACAUAUUGGCUGUCUCUUUUUGUGAUAUCAGCAGCCCCUGACAGUCAUCUCCUUGACCCACUGAUUCAAUAAGGUUGUAAAAUGAUAAUCUAAUCCUAGCAUUCAUUUGUUAGCUGUAAUCCUUCUAUAAAGGAAAACUUUCUAUCAUUAAUUAUUGGUUAUCCUGAGAUACAGAAAGGCAAAGGAUUGGUUCCCAAGCAUGCUCCAAAGACAGCCAGUAGGCUUGUUUAUUUGUUUUAGUAUCAUUAUGAACUCUUGAAUUUAAGCACAUUUUAUGUUUUAGACUAUUGCAGUUAUUAUCCUAGCCUAUGUACAAAUUGUCCCAUGUAUGGCCAGUGAGGUUUUAUUCAUGAUGGCUCCUCGUGUACAUGAUCCUAGAAAUUUUUUUUUUUUUUUUAGAUUUUUAUUUAUUUAUUUGAGAGAGAGAGAGCACAGAGGAAGAGUGAGAGGGAGAAGCAGACUCCCCACUGAGCAGGGAGCCCGAUGUGGGGCUGGUAAUCCCAGGACCCUGAGAUCAUGACCUGAGCUGAAGGCAGCUGCUUAACUGACUGAGCCACCCAGGUGCCCCUAAUUUAUUAUUUUAAUAUCAAUUUUUGUUAUUCAUGUAGCAGAUAAUUUUUGUUUUUCAUAUGGUAAAUAGUGUUUCUUUUCUAUCAUCAGUACUUUCUUCUUUGGUGGUGUCUUUUUAAACAGGUUUUUAAUUUUCAUAUAUUUGAAUUUGGCAAUUUCAAAAAGCACUUUUGGAUUUUAUAUGUGGUUUGUAUUGUUUAAAUUUUAUAAAAAGUAUUUCCUCAUAUUUUCUUCUAGUAUUUUUAGAAUGUGUACUUUUUAAUCCCUUUGAGAUUUGUUGAUUUUUUUUUGCCACAUUGGCAGAUAAUGUCCCUAUACUAUUUGUCAAAUAGUUUAUCCUUUUCAUACAUGUUUGAAAUACUUUUAUUAUAUAUUAAGUUCUCAUAUCUUUGAGGUCACUGCUAGACUUUUUUUUUUCAACUCUUCUAGCAAUGCAACUCUUAUUUUGAUUGUAUAGUAUCAACAGUAUAGUAUAUUUUGUUAUUCUGCUAUCAUUAAUCCUUUUUAUUAUUUUUUAAAAUUUUUAAAAAGAUUUUAUUUAUUUGAGAGAGGGCGUGAGAGAGAGAGCACAAGCGGGGGAGGGGCGAGGGAGAAGCUGACUCCCCACUGAGCAGGGAGCCCCCCACCUGGGGCUCGAUCCCUGGACCCUUAGAUCAUGACCUGAGCCGAAGGCAGGCGUUUAACCAGAUGAGCCACUCCUGGGUGGCACCCCACAAAGAAAACAUUUUAGAAAGUAAUGAUAGGGGCGCCUGGGUGGCUCAGUCGGUUGAGCGUCUGACUCUUGAUUUUGGCUCAGGUCAUGAUCUCUGGGUUGUGAAAUGGGGCUCUACACUGGGUGUGGAGCCUGCUUAAGAUUCUCUCUCUCUCUCCCUCUGUCCCUCCACACCACUUGUGCGUGCACAUGGUUUCUUUCUCUGUAAAUAAAAUAAAAAAUAUUUUCUUUGUUAUUUAAUUAUUUUAGAUGAAUUUUUAUGUGUUUCAACUUUCAGAAAAAAAUCUUGCUGGGAUUUUGAUUGGGGUUUAUAUUAAAUUUAGAGUGAGGGAUGCUUGGGUGGCUCAGUCAGUUAAGCAUCUGCUUCGAUUCAGGUCAUGAUCCUGGGGUCCUGGGAUUGAGUCCCACAUCUGGCUCCUUGCUCACAGGGAGCCUGCUUCUCCCUCUGCCUGCCGCUCCCCCUGCUUGUAUUCUCUCUCUCUCUCUCUGGCAAAUAAAUGAAAUCUUAAAAAAAUUUUAUAGAGUGACUUGGAAAGAACUGACAUCUUUACAACAUUGAGUUUUCCCAUCCAGGAACAUACUAUAGGCAUUCUUCAUUUUGCAUGGUACUGCAGGACUGUAAAAAUGGCCAUGCAAACUAAAACCAUGCAAAAUGAUCUUAAUAAUCAAUGGGAAAAAUUAUGAUUGUUUUGUGAUCUUCAAAAAUUUUGGUCAAAACCUUAAAAACUUUUUCACUGUUCACCAUGGGUAUAUAGGGAAAUAAAAUAGUAAAACUAGUAUUUAGUGCAUUGUAAUUUAAAACAUUAGAAACAUUGAGAAAGUGUUUUCUUUCUUCCUAAAAAAUUUAUCAAGAGUGGCUUGAACAGUGCUUGCCUUCUUUCUUGUCAUAUACUUCAUAAUACAGAGCUAGGAUCUUUUCUACAUCUUAGUGAGUUGCCACUAUUUUUUCUAUAACUCCAUUUAUGUUCAAUUUGAAUUUCACUUUCAGUAUUAUCAUUUUUCAUUUAUGUAUUGCAGUUUCAUCUUUAUUGCCAAUUUCCCUCUUUCAAUGAUCUUUUAAAAAAAAAUUUUUUUUUAAAGAUUUUAUUUAUUUUUUUGACAGAGAGAGACACAGUGAGAGAGGGAACACAAGCAGGGGGAGUGGGAGAGGGAGAACAGGCUUCCCACUGAGUAGGGAGCCCGAUGUGCGGGGCUUGAUGCCACGACCCUGGGAUCAUGACCUGAGCCGAAGGCAGACACUUAAUGACUGAGCCACCCAGCCGCCCCUCAAUGAUCAUUUUUAUAAAAUGUCAUGUGGGUUUACCACUGGGAGACAAGGAGCCAGUGCAACUACACACUUUGCUGUCUGUGCAUAAACUGAAUAACAAGUAUACAGUGAUCAAUCACUAACACACUUUGAAAGACGUGAUGUGAUUGGUCACUGCCCACAAUAUUCAUCUGUUUCUUAUGUAGUGAUUUCUGGACUGUAAUGCUAACAGUGAAGUUUGUACUUUACCCAAUUGUUCCCAGUUAUAAUACCAUGGUAGCAAAUGUUGGGGAACUAGUGUUAUUUAACUAAAUUGUGGUAAUUGGAACUUGUGCAUGUUGGAACUAUGCAAAGUAAGGGCUAUCUGUAUCUGUUUCCUAACAUUUUCUUUUAUGUCCUGUAAUAAAAAUUUAUAUUUUUCUCCA
Mirounga angustirostris (Northern elephant seal) is the source of this 6074-nucleotide messenger RNA. RefSeq names its product protein adenylyltransferase SelO-like. The record is from RefSeq and is a predicted model, not a curated record. The transcript has 19 exons. NCBI's taxonomy places the organism in Eukaryota, Metazoa, Chordata, Mammalia, Carnivora, Phocidae. The coding region runs from base 287 to 2062 and encodes 591 amino acids.